Messenger RNA from Lodderomyces margitis, 1857 nucleotides. It is a transcript of the gene SPB4, whose product is annotated as putative ATP-dependent RNA helicase. Lineage: Eukaryota; Fungi; Ascomycota; Pichiomycetes; Serinales; Debaryomycetaceae. The record is from RefSeq and is a predicted model, not a curated record. Bases 1 to 1857 code for a protein of 618 amino acids. Gene Ontology annotation, cellular component: nucleolus. Gene Ontology annotation, molecular function: ATP binding; nucleic acid binding; RNA helicase activity. The transcript has a single exon.
AUGAAAUCUCAAGCUGGAUCCCUUGCAUGGGAGAACUUAAGAUACGACUUGCAUCCUUGGCUAAAAGAUGCUCUACUAUCAUUAGGAUACCCAACAAUGACGCCCGUCCAAGCAUCAACCAUACCUUUACUUUGUGGCAAUAAAGACGUCAUUGUUGAAGCCGUGACUGGAUCAGGUAAAACGUUAGCUUUUGUCGUUCCAGUGUUGGAAAAGUUAUCAAAAAGAUUAUACACAUCUGAUGAAGAAGGCAAGCUAGAACCCUUGAAACGUAAUCAUAUCUUAAGCAUUGUCAUCUCGCCAACUAGGGAAUUGGCUAAACAAAUCCAAAUGGUUUUUGAUCGUGUAUUGGAAUAUUUACCAGAAGACAAAAUACCCCAAAUCAAGACGCAACUAUUGGUUGGGUCACUAGGAACCGUACGUGAAGAUCUUGAAAAGUUUCAGGACCUUCAACCGCAAAUUCUAAUUGCUACUCCUGGCCGAUUAUUAGAUUUUUUGACGACGUCAACAAUAGUCAAGACAUCGAGUUUAGAAAUUGCCGUAUUGGACGAGGCAGAUAAAUUGUUGGAUUUUUCAUUCGAGAUGGAUGUGGUCAAUAUAUUGAAGAAGUUGCCUAAACAACGUCGAACCGGGUUAUUUUCAGCAACCAUUUCAUCGGCGGGUGAUACAAUUUUCAAAACGGGGAUGAAUAAUCCAGUUAAAGUCCAAGUCAAGACGCGGAACUUCCUUGGUGAACAACUGAAUGCGCCUACUUCUUUGCAACUAUCAUAUAUGUUACUUCAUCCAGAGUUUAAGCUCACUACGUUGUUGAAUAUACUACAAGAUUAUGAUUUCAAAAAAGUCAUUGUUUACUUCCCUACAUGUACAUCAGUCAAGCAUUUUUAUCAAAUAUUCACAAAAUUAGUUGCCGGUGAUGAUGAUUCAAAUCUACAGUUUUUUUCAUUACACGGCCAAUUAAACACUAAAGCUCGAUUAAAUACGUUGGAAAAAUUCAUUAGUGGCAAUGAAGCCAAUACAAAGUAUGUUUUAAUGACGACUGAUGUUGCUGCUCGUGGUAUAGAUGUGCCUGAGGUUGAUUUGGUGGUACAAUUGGACCCACCUACAGACCCUAGUGUGUUCUUACAUCGAUGUGGACGUACAGGACGGGCCAAUAAAGCCGGACGAGCUAUAGUCAUGUUGAAUGACGGAACUCAAGAAGAGGACUAUAUUGGAUUUAUGGAAGUGAAAAAUAUAUUCAUGACCAAGAUUGAUCCUCCAGAGCUGCCCCAGACUCAUCAUGACUCAUUUCAAAAACAACUUCGAAAGUAUAUGCUUGAAGAUCGAGCUCGCCAUGAAUUGGCAGUCAAGUCAUAUGUCGGAUUCAUUCGAUAUUAUUCCAAACAUGUAGCCAGUCUGAUUUUCCGAUUAGCAACCCUUGAUUAUCUAGCCAUUGCGAAAAUGUAUGGGUUAUUGAGAUUGCCCAAGAUGCCCGAGACGAAAUAUAUUGAGAAUGAACGCAUGCCACAAGAUGGCUGGUUAGGCGAACCAAUAGAUAUGGAUAUAUAUGCAUACGCCGACAAGCUACAAGAGAAAUCGCGUAUGGAAAACUUGGCCAAAGAUAAGGAAGUCAAGAUUGCCAAUGCCAAACGACGCAAAGAAUUGAAAAUCAAGAAUGAAGCAUGGUCAAGUAAAACAGAACACAAGGAAACUAAACAAGAAAGAAAGGAGAAAAUGAAACGUAAACGUGAAGCAAUUGAAAAACAAUUGAUGGAAAAUGACGAAGAAGAUGAACAAGAAACUCAACAGGAUUGGAAAGAUUUAAUACGUCAAUCAAAGAAGUCAAAAAAUCAAACCAUGCAAGGUUCAUUUGAUGAUUUAUAG